ACCAGAGUUCCAGCAACAAGUACUCCUCCCAGGCAGGCGACGACGAGGAGCGUGAGGACGUCGAGCCCCGGUGCUCAUUCUGCGAUGCGCCUUUCCCUAAUAUCGAUGUGCUCGACCGCCACCUGAUCCAAGCGCACGCGCAGCCAGCCGGCGCGUUCCACUGCGAGCUGUGUAACCGAGCAUACAGCUCGCGAGCGCUGCUGCUUCGGCACCGCGCGCUCGCGCACACUGACAUCAGGAAAUACCCAUGCGAGAACUGCCCUAAGCGCCACAUUCGCGCGCAGCACGUCGGCGCCCGCAGCCACGCGUGUCCCGAGUGCGGGAAGACCUUCGCCACCUCCUCCGGCCUGAAGCAGCACACGCAUAUCCACUCCAGCGUCAAGCCUUUCCAGUGCAAGGUCUGCUUCAAGUCGUACACCCAGUUUUCAAACCUGUGCCGGCACAAGCGGAUGCACGUCGCCUGCCGAGCUCUGGUCGAGUGCGGCAAAUGCGGACAAUCCUUUACGUCCUACGCUUCGCUGACUAAACACAAGCGGUUCUGCGAAACUGCUGCAGCAGCAUCAGUAAAUCUGCGAGGACAAAUGCCUCAAGGACUUCCCCAGAUACCGCCGCUGCCAAACGUGGCAAUGAAUAAUCACAACAACGCUAACCCGUUCCCCUUGUACAGGGGACCGCAGCUACCGCUCCCUUACAACACAUUCGCACACUACCCAGCUCUAUUCUCGGCUGCUGCUGCCGCUUGUCAGCCAGAUCUAUUCAACCCUCUUUUAUUCAAUGUCCAAGGCGCACGCUUGGCCAUGGAACACGAUAUUGCUCUCUCAAACGCUAAUAUGGCAUCCAAACAACAAGAAGGACGUAUGUCCGUAAAAAGUAUCGACAGCUCAAAUUCUCUUGAUGAAACCAAGAAAAGCAAGGACAUGGAGUUUGAUACCACAAGGAUUAAUGAAAACUCGGACAGGAUUACACCAAAACCACGACCAGCAUAUACUAAACAAUCUCCCGAUUCAACUGAUGAUUUAUCACAACACCGGCCAUCACCUGUGAUGUCCGUACCAACCCCGAUUGUACCAUUCAAUUUCACAAGGGAUGAAAUGAAGCGAAAAUCACCUUUCAAUUUCUCACUGAAACUUAACAACAAUGCUGUUCAGAGGAACAAAUCAGUAUCUCCAUCUCUUCCUAAAGAUCUAUCCAAGAACAUUCACAAUGAUGAUAAGAACUCUGAAUAUUCAGAUGUAGAAGAAGAUACCAAGAAGGAUCAAGGUGAUCAGCCUUUGGACUUGUCAGUAUCACGCAAAAGUGACAAAGAAUCUGAAGCUGAUAAUGAUGAUCGUUCCUUUCGCAACUCUUCGGUUAAAUCAUAUUCGCCACCAGAGAGCCCGAUCGAGCGUAGCAAGACUCCAGAAAAUGACACCACAGACGUAGACGUUGAAGGCGUAGAGCCGAAGCGUGAAGAUUCUCCGUUAGUGUCACCCCCUCUUGCAUUCCCAAUGCCCGUCCAUCCACAGCACAACAACAUAAUCGAUGCCAUGUAUCGGCCACGAUUUCCGUCCUUUCACUCGUCAGAGAUUCUGAACUCAUCCCACUCGCCGUACGUUCCGAGCCCGUUCAAUUUUUUAUCCCCACUUCUUGGCACCGAUGGGCCGGACCGGCAAACGAACGCUUACGCCAAAUUCCGUGAGCUCAGCACCGGAUCUGGGAAGCUACGAGACCGCUACGCCUGCAAAUUCUGCGGGAAGGUGUUCCCCCGAAGUGCGAACUUGACCCGGCACCUCAGGACCCAUACCGGCGAGCAGCCUUACAAAUGUAAGUAUUGCGAGCGCUCCUUCUCCAUUUCGUCCAAUUUACAGCGACACGUACGGAACAUCCAUAAUAAGGAGAGGCCUUUUCGAUGUCCAUUGUGCGAUAGGUGUUUCGGGCAGCAGACGAACCUCGACCGGCAUCUGAAGAAGCACGAGGCGGAGGGCGGGGAUUCCCCGAGUUCGGCGGAUACCGAGCGCGAGGAUGCGUACUUCGAUGAUAUCCGUUCGUUCAUGGGGAAGGUGACUUGUUCGCCCGGAGCGGGGACUCCCCCGGCGACGUCUCCUCACGGGCCGGCGCACGGCCACCGGCCGCCGCUGGCGAUCUCCACAUAGCCCCCGAUGUACCCGCUGCCCCCACCGCCGCUCUGGCCUCAGCCGUUCGAAUAGCGUCGAUUUGGUGCUGACUCGCUGCUUUUGGAACUUUGAAUGUGAGAAAAUUAUCUGAAGCAAAUUGCCUCGUCCCCAUCCCUAUUUCGUUGGGAGACGAACGCACCUAAAUUAUAUUUAUUUAUUCAGUUUCAAAGUUGCAAAAGCCGAGUCUAAUUUAGCGGGUUUACGAGUACGUAUAGUAACUCUCUAUCGUUGAAACUGAGAGCAAUAUUGUAAGUAGUAUUAUGCU
Molecule: messenger RNA, 2418 nt
Organism: Ostrinia furnacalis (Asian corn borer)
Lineage: Eukaryota; Metazoa; Arthropoda; Insecta; Lepidoptera; Crambidae
Product: MDS1 and EVI1 complex locus protein EVI1-A-like
Exons: 4
Coding region: 450-2132 (560 amino acids)
Biological process (GO): regulation of transcription by RNA polymerase II
Molecular function (GO): RNA polymerase II cis-regulatory region sequence-specific DNA binding; DNA-binding transcription factor activity, RNA polymerase II-specific
Source: RefSeq, a predicted model, not a curated record